This is a messenger RNA of Boleophthalmus pectinirostris (great blue-spotted mudskipper), 2450 nucleotides long. Its product is annotated as septin-8-A-like. The record is from RefSeq and is a predicted model, not a curated record. Lineage: Eukaryota; Metazoa; Chordata; Actinopteri; Gobiiformes; Gobiidae. Gene Ontology annotation, cellular component: septin complex; microtubule cytoskeleton; cell division site. Gene Ontology annotation, molecular function: GTP binding; GTPase activity; molecular adaptor activity. Gene Ontology annotation, biological process: cytoskeleton-dependent cytokinesis.
CAAAGUAAUUCAAAGUGCUUUACAGAUGCAACACUCUACUAUACUGUGUACAUCAUAGUACACUCUAUUAAGUAUUUUUGCUACUUUUACUAGAGUAAUUUGUGUCCACUGGGCAGUAAUUACGCUAGUCAAAUAGUAAUUGCAAGAGUAGUUUAUGUUCCAUUAAGUGACUGACCUGCAUUAGCUGCAGUCACACUACUGUAGGGUGGGGGUGAGUCCUGAGUGGAAACCUGCUGGGAAGGCUGGGACAGCUCCUCUUCAUUUACCAGCUUAACAUACAAUACACAACAAAAAUGUGCAAACAUAUCAGUGUCACAUAUUUCUGCAGUGUUUAUGUAGGCUAUGUAUGUACUGAGGACCGUUUGCAUUCAAUGGAAGUAGGCCUCCUAGUACAUUAGAUAAUGAUUAUACAGCUAGACAGUGGGGGGGUGAACGCCUUUAACGACUUGUAAAUUAGCAAUCUGUGCUCUUCAUUGUAUAAUCUGGACUUUGUCUGACGUUACUGAUAAAAGCACUAGAACUGGUAAAGAUUACCCAUAAUAAUAUUGAUGAUGAUGACUGUAACCACAUCGAUGACGAUCUAGAGGCCAGAACCAACAGCAUUGCAAGAUACAGUGGAUGGAUCAGUAUAUUUGCAAGCAGUGCAGUGCCACCCUACUCCACCGAGGGGGUGUUGCCUCCAAGUGGCCAUAUUGAAAACAGUAGCGCUAAGCCUGCUGUGUGAUGUGGAGCAGGUCUGGAAGAAGACGCAUGAAACGCAGCCACUUUGACGAUGGCGGCCAAUGAAACAGACCUAUUCACUAAUGAAGAAAAACGAAACUUGGAGCUUGGAGGCCAUGUGGGUUUUGAUAGUCUACCUGAUCAGCUGGUCAGCAAAGCAGUCGCACAAGGCUUCUGUUUUAACAUCCUCUGUGUAGGUGAAACUGGAAUUGGGAAAUCAACUCUGAUAAAUACAUUGUUCAAUACUGCAUUUGAAGCUGAAGAAGCCAGCCAUUAUGAGAAUGAAGUGCAGUUACGUUCCCAAACAUUUGAGUUGCAGGAGAGCAAUGUCAAUCUGAAGCUGACUAUUGUGCACACUGUGGGGUUUGGUGACCAGAUAAACAAAGAAGAAAGCUACAAACCAAUUACUGAAUACAUUGAUGCACAGUUUGAAAAGUUUCUUGAGGAGGAGUUAAAAAUCAAACGGUCCUUGUUCAACUACCAUGACACAAGAAUCCAUAUCUGCCUAUAUUUCAUUGCACCAACGGGACACUCUCUGAAAUCUCUGGAUCUUGUGACAAUGAAGAAACUUGACAGCAAGGUGAACAUCAUCCCAGUUAUUGCAAAAGCCGACACAGUUUCAAGAAGUGAAUUGGACAAAUUAAAAAUCAAGAUUAUGAGUGAGCUGGUCAGUAAUGGUGUGCAGAUUUAUAACUUUCCUACUGAGGACGAGGCAGUUGCAGAGAUCAAUGCCUCAAUGAAUACAUAUCUUCCUUUUGCUGUCAUUGGAAGUACAGAAGAUGUUAAAGUAGGGAACAAGAUGGUAAAAGCAAGACUGUACCCCUGGGGCUCUGUACAAGUGGAGAAUGAAAAUCACUGUGAUGUGAAGCUGAGGGAGAUGUUGUUGAGAGUGAACAUGGAGGACCUCAGAGAGCAAACACACGCCCGCCACUAUGAACUGUACCGCCGCUGUAAACUUGAAGAGAUGGGCUUCAAAGAUGCAGAUCCUAACAGCAAGUCUUUCAGUCUUCAGGAGACCUAUGAAGCCAAGAGAAGAGAGUUUCUCCUGGAGCUGCAGCGCAAAGAAGAGGAGAUGAGGCAGAUGUUUGUAAACAAAGUCAAAGAAACAGAGGCCGAGCUGAAAGAAAAAGAAAAAGAGCUUCAUGACAGGUUUGAGCAGCUGAAGCGAAUGCACCAAGAGGAAAAGAAAAACUUGGAGGAGAAACGUCGGGAGCUGGAGGAGGAAAUGAACGCCUUCAACAGGAGAAAAGUUGCAGCAGAGACUCUGAUGGGCCAAGGUCUUCAAGGCGGCUCCCAGCCCUUUAAAAAGGACAAAGACAAGAAGAACUUUUUUAGUCUACCUUCUGCGUGCUCCUUAACGUCAGGACGGAAUCUCAAUUAGAAGACUUUCUGCUUCUACAUUAAAAUGGUGUAGCAAUCAAAUUAAAAAGAACUUUUUUAUGUCAUCUUGUCCACAUAAAUGGGACAUCUAACAUAAAAUCCAGUCAGUUACAUGUCUGAGCAGUGCUCUGUAGCAUGGUUUGUGCAUGUCUUUUAUCAUCCCUAUUUGCCAAAAUGUAAUUUACAAUGUGCUGUAUAUUGUUUUUGACUAACACUGUGAAACUCACAAAGACAAGUUGCUUCAGAGGGAUUGUAUUUUAUUGUUUGUAGUAUGCACUUUAAACAUUAGAUGUUAUUAACAGCUAUCUUAUAAUUCAAAUCUAUUUAAAAUGUUUAAUAAAUACACAUAC